Molecule: messenger RNA, 1019 nt
Organism: Lathyrus oleraceus (garden pea)
Lineage: Eukaryota; Viridiplantae; Streptophyta; Magnoliopsida; Fabales; Fabaceae
Product: RPM1-interacting protein 4
Exons: 3
Coding region: 140-838 (232 amino acids)
Cellular component (GO): plasma membrane
Source: RefSeq, a predicted model, not a curated record
UUCUAAGCCAUGUUCUAGCAGAAACUCAAAAACCAUAUAGAUUAAUAUCUUAAGCCAACAUCUAAUAUCAGGAGCACAAAGAGAGGCCGAAGAUCCUUGUGUCCUGGAUUCUGUACCAUAAGAAACCAUUCUAGUAACGAUGGCGAAUUCUCACGUUCCAAAAUUCGGCAAUUGGGAAGCUGACAACAUUCCAUACAGCGCAUGCUUUGAGAGUGCACGCAGAGAAAAAGCCGGAUUUACAACGAAUCCAAACAAUCCAAUGGAAAAUUCAGAGACCUACUACAACAAAAAUAUUGAUGCUGAUGAAGCGAAAUCCUCUCAUACUUACUCUCACAAAGCAAAUUCAAGUUCAAUGGAGAAAGGAAGCCAUGAAGUACUGAAAAACAAUUCUAUACGCCAUUCGCACGGCCGAAGCAGGGGAAGUAAAGGUAGCUUUACAUCAGAAUUUGGCAGCGAAAAUCGUCGUAUUGAUCACUCUGUCAUCAACAAAGAUUCACAAUCAGUUCACAAAAGGAGUGUGUCAAAAGGAGUUAGUAGUAACAUUGGUAGCUUCUCUUCCUCAAAUCAUAGUAGACACAGAAAUGGAAGACACUCUUUUAAUGAUCAUGACGAUAAAACAACGACAGUACCAGAAUUCGGUAAUUGGGAUGUAACAGACCCGAAAUCAGGAGAAGGUUAUACUGUAAUGUUCAACAAAAUAAAAGAAGAAAGACAAAUCAUGUCUGGCCACAAGAUUCCACCGCAAAACAACGGUUCAAAUAUGAAGAAUCAAUAUGACGGAUCUUCUUUCAGUUUAUCUAAGUAUUGUUGCUGUUUGUUUACGAACGAAAGCAAAUGAACACGGAUUCGAUGUUUACUCGGGCUCGCAAGAGACUUGAAUUUAGAGUGUUAUGAAUAAAUUUAUAAUCUUAUAAGAGCAUGAAUUAAGUCUCACAUGUAUGUAUGGAUAUUUUGAUUUUUUUAACAUUAUGUUAAAAUGGAUGCAUGAAUGAAUAGAACUCAUGGCUUAGUUUCAUUUU